CCUGGAGUCGGUGAGUGGCUGGAUGGGAAGGAAUAAGCUGAAGCUCAACCCUGACAAAACGGAGGAAGUGAAGAUGGCGACAGUCUACCUUGGGGUCUUUCCGACUGCAGUCACUGAAGAGAAGCUCGAGGAAGCCCGGCAGAAAUCCAUCCAUCGCAUUUUUGGGUCUGGGGGGACCUUACAGUAUGUUAAGAACCCCAACAAAGUGGGGACUUUUGAAGGCAUUCUUCAGAACAGAACUGAAGAGCACAGGAACGAAGGUAACAAGUACUUCUUCCAGAGAGAGUGGGAGAAAGCUAUCACCUCCUAUACCAAAGCCCUGAACCUGGAUCCUACCAAGGUGGAGCUAUAUGAGAGGAAGGCGGAGGCCCUUCUCCAGCUCUGUGACUUUCAGUCCGCUGCGAUACAUCUCCGGAAGGUCUAUGUCAUGUCAAUGAAUAAGGAGGAUGUUGGACAUCGCCUUGCCUUCAUUUUACACCUGCAGGGCCAAUGUCUGUAUGAGCAGAGUGCCUUUCUGGAUGCUCUGGAAUCCUUCACUCGUGCCACAGAGCUGCAGCCUCACAAUAAGCUUUAUCGCAUGAGGAGCAUUGCCUGCCUCGCUGCCCUGAAAAGGUACAACGAUUGUCUUCAGAUGGUCAAUGAAGAGGUCGCUCAGGAGAAAAAGAACUCAGAUCUCUUUGUCCUGAGGGCUCGGCUCUAUGAUUACUUUGGAAAGGUUACCUUCUGUUUUCACAACCUCCAAGACGCCAUUGAGUUAGACCCAGAGCACAGCGAAGCUCGGGCCAUGCUGAUUAAUUUGAGGAGAGAGGCUGAGAAAUCCAAGGACCAAGCUGUGAGCAUUGCAGUGAAGGGAAACUUGAAGGGGGCCCUGCUGAAAAUCAACCGUGCUAUAGACCACAGCCCCUUGGAUGCAGACUACUUCCUUUUCAGAGGGAGCAUCCUGCGGAGGCUGAAAGACUUUGACGGGGCCAUUGAUGACUACCUCAAAGCUGUGGACCUCAGCAAGAAGGGGGACGGCGACGAGGUCUGCAUGGAGGCCCAGAAGCAGGUGCUUCUUACGUACAAUGAUUUUGCCGUGCACUGCUAUGCCAAGGGCUUGUACGAAGAGGCGGUGCUUCUCCUCAAUAAAGCCAUCAGGGGAGAGAAAAAUGAGAAGGGGCUCUACGUCAACCGGGGAGACUGCUUCCUCAAACUAGGCAAGCUGAAUUUUGCAAUGGCAGAUUAUCAGCAAGCUCUGGAUUUGCAGCCCCUUGACCCCACCCUGCAGAAACGCGCUGCUUGGUUGCACAACGAAAUGGGCCUGCAGGAAUUCAGGGAGAGGCGAUACCCACAGGCCGAAUCGUAUUUCUCCCGGGCCAUCGAGAACAACCCUCGUGAGCUGAAGUAUUAUCUGCAUCGAGCCAAGAGCCGUUUGUUUCUGCAGGAGGUGAUGGGGGCCAAGGAGGACACUAUUACGGCCCUCCUGCUGGACGCCACAAGGGAGGAGGUCCAUGCUAUGGUAAAAAGCUUGUUUCCGGGGGAGCCCACUCAAUCUGUCCUCAACAGUAAAAUUGGCGAGCUUGCCAAAGCUCUUCUGGACCGGAGACUCAAAACCUGUUUGGCCCACGAGGCCUCAGCUAAUCUCAAAAGUCCAGAGUCAGUAGGAAGCGGUCCGCCCAAAGACGCGUAUGUGCAAAAUGAAGACCUAGACAAGCCAGAGGACAGGAAGCGGCAGCAGGACACCGAAGAGAAGAGGCUGUACGAGAGGAUAGCGACCUGCCAGAAGAAGUCGAACAUGGUAAGCAAAGAACUGAAGGAAGCACGAGAGAAGAGGGCCUCUCUGGAGCCUAAAACUGUCCGGCUGGACCCAUGUCCUCACCUGCCCGAAAAGGAGCAUUCAGAAGAACCCUAUCAGUGGGGGAAGUUCAGCCAAGGCAUUGGUCAUUUUUAGCGCACAUUAGCAGCAUUGCUUUUUAAUGUAUAGAGCUUGGCAAUUCUUCCCGCCCCCCCCCGCCACAAAAAAAUUGUACUGCUUUGCUCAGUGAGUGGAUCCAGUCCCUUUCAACUUGGCAUCCCUGCUGCAAAAGCCGUCCUGAGUCAAAGGCUUCUAGGGUCGCCUGCCUUGUAAAGCCUUUGCUAAUCUGAGAUGGUGUAUCUCAAAUUGCCAUCUUGGCAUACUCCUUCAGCUGCUUCACCAUGGCAAUGUACAUAUUCAGAAAAAACACUGUAACUACUAACCCAAGAUGAUUUCUUUUGCUGUUUUGCUGAAAGAGAGAGGGAAUUUAAGGCUCCUUCUGUGUGGGGAGGAAAUGGGGGUGUUCAGAGUUAGACCAGAAGCAGGUGAUGGGGUGGGUGCAAAGAAGGGAGCACCAGAAGGGGAAUGGGAAAAGGGGAGGUGU
Rhineura floridana is the source of this 2378-nucleotide messenger RNA. RefSeq names its product tetratricopeptide repeat domain 16 (gene TTC16). Gene Ontology annotation, molecular function: protein binding. The record is from RefSeq and is a predicted model, not a curated record. NCBI's taxonomy places the organism in Eukaryota, Metazoa, Chordata, Lepidosauria, Squamata, Rhineuridae. The transcript is spliced from 13 exons. The coding region runs from base 23 to 1930 and encodes 635 amino acids.